AUGGGCAGAACAGUAGCAACGGGAUUGAACACUCCGCAGCCGGAACCUAAACUAGCGGAGCAUGUGCUGGAUAUGUUCUCGCUGAGGGGCAAAGUUGCCUCAGUAACCGGUGCCUCCGGUGGGAUAGGCUACGAGGUGGCGAUUGCUUUUGCACAGGCGGGAGCAGACGUUGCUAUGUGGUACAAUUCGAAUCCUGAAAUCGCUAACGAAGUCGAGGAAUUGUCGAAAAAGUACGGUGUGACAGUCCGGGCGUACAAAUGCUGUUUGACCAACGGUAAGGAGGUUCAAGAGACCGUUGAGCGGAUCGAAAGAGACUUUGGGGGCAAGGUAGACAUAAUGGUCGCGAACGCUGGUGUUCCGUGGCACAAGGGAGCACUUCUCGAUCUCGCCGAAAAGAGCGCCGAGGAGUGCGACAGCGAAUGGCGUAAAGUGCUGGCUAUUGACGUCGAUGGCGUCUACAACGUCGCGAAAAGCAUCGGCCGUGUCUUCAAGAGACAGGGCCACGGAUCUCUCAUUCUCACUUCCUCGAUGUCCGCACAUAUCGUUAAUGUGCCGCAAUGCCAGGUAGCCUACAACGCAGCUAAGGCAGCUGUUCUGCAUAUGUCGAAAUCGCUGGCUGUCGAGUGGGCAGGUUUCGCCCGUGUAAACAGCGUAUCUCCAGGGUACGUGGCCACGCCGCUCACUGCAGGUCAGACUCAAGAGAUGGUGGAUACCUGGUGUACUUUAGUCCCAAUGGGCCGCCUCGCUAUUCCAAAAGAAAUGGUCGGUGCUUACCUGUACUUGGCUUCCGACGCUUCCUCCUACGCCACGGGUACCGACAUCAUAGUGGAUGGAGGCUACUGCUGUGCCUGA
This is a messenger RNA of Torulaspora globosa, 852 nucleotides long. Its product is annotated as SDR family oxidoreductase. Gene Ontology annotation, cellular component: intracellular anatomical structure. The transcript has a single exon. The coding region runs from base 1 to 852 and encodes 283 amino acids. The record is from RefSeq and is a predicted model, not a curated record. Gene Ontology annotation, molecular function: oxidoreductase activity, acting on NAD(P)H, oxygen as acceptor. Lineage: Eukaryota; Fungi; Ascomycota; Saccharomycetes; Saccharomycetales; Saccharomycetaceae.